CCAUUUCCCCGCUUUAUAAAACCCAUCCUCUUUUCAUAGUAAGCCUCACCUCCAUCAGCCCCUCAUCCUCCCCCUGUCUACACCACCGCAAUGUCGCCACUGUACCCGUUCUACUUCUUCUUCCUCGCUUUAACAUUCACUUGUUUUGCUUUACUUUUAGCUUCAGCUGAACAACAACAACAACAGCAAAUGCAAACAUUUUCUACAAAACACCCUGAAUAUAUCAACCCAAAGCUCCCUCCAAGAGCUCUCUCUUCCUCGAAAAAAUUUGAAGGCUCCUCAGAUUUAGUUAACCUCCGCUACCAUAUGGGCCCUGUACUCUCUUCUUCUCCGAUAAACGUCUUCCUCAUUUGGUACGGCAGGUGGGCGAAUUCCCAGAAACUCCUAAUCAGAGAUUUUAUUCUCUCUAUUUCCUCCACCGGCCCAUCAACCAAAAAGGCUGCCAGAUCUUCCAUCAGUCCCUCCGUCUCCCAGUGGUGGCAAACUGUCUCUCUUUAUACCGACCAAACCGGCGCCAACGUCUCCAGAACCAUCCUCAUUGCCGGCGAAUACACCGACCAUGCUUACUCUCACGGCAACCACCUCACGAGACUGUCCGUACAGCAGGUGAUAGCCUCGGCGGUAAAGUCGGCGCCUUUUCCCGUCGACCACAGGAACGGAAUCUACCUAAUACUGACGGCGCCGGACGUUACAAUGCAAGAUUUUUGCAGAGCCGUUUGCGGGUUCCAUUACUUCACCUUUCCGUCGAUGGUGGGCUACACAUUACCGCAUGCCUGGAUCGGCAAUUCCGCCAAGCAAUGCCCGGAAGUUUGCGCGUACCCUUUUGCGCUGCCGGGCUACAUGGGCGGAAGUGGGCUGCAGGCGUUGAAGCCGCCAAACGGUGACGUAGGAGUAGACGGAAUGAUAAGCGUAAUAGCUCACGAGCUCGCUGAGCUAUCGACGAAUCCGCUGGUGAAUGCGUGGUACGCGGGGGAAGAUCCGACGGCUCCAACGGAGAUAGGAGACUUAUGUGAAGGGCUGUACGGGACAGGUGGCGGUGGAGGGUAUAUUGGUCAAGUGAUGAAAGACAGAGAAGAAAGAACUUUCAAUAUGAAUGGAAGGAGAGGGAGGAAGUUCCUGGUUCAGUGGAUUUGGAGUCCUGUGUUGAAGGCUUGUGCUGGUCCUAAUGCCCUCGCUUAGGAUCAAGGAAAUUAAAAUUGAACCUUGAUUUUUGAAGAUUUAUUUUGUAUUUUUAUGGUUAAUUAGUAUAUUUAGAUGUAUAAAAGAGGGUAUUUUUACAGUGUUUAAUUACAUAAUCUAUUCCUAUGUAUAAUAGACUGGAAAUGUUCCUUCUGCUCAAUCUUCCGGUUUUUCCAGGAACUCUGAGUUCUGCAGAUUUUGAAUUUGAAGUGAAGGAGAAGGGAAAGUUUGGAUUUUGAAA
Mangifera indica (mango) is the source of this 1420-nucleotide messenger RNA. RefSeq names its product protein EXORDIUM-like 5. The record is from RefSeq and is a predicted model, not a curated record. The transcript has a single exon. NCBI's taxonomy places the organism in Eukaryota, Viridiplantae, Streptophyta, Magnoliopsida, Sapindales, Anacardiaceae. The coding region runs from base 91 to 1179 and encodes 362 amino acids.